AUGGCUGCUCGUCUCGAUUUCAAUACCUACGACUCUUCUUCGUCAUCUUCGGCUCCUUCCUCGUCGGCUUCCUUCGCCCGCUUCGGUGCAUCUGCAGCAAGUCCGUAUUCCACAAUGGCUUCCUACGGCGCGUCUCCAUACGCCUCUACGAGCACCAGCUCGCAGAACGAGUCACCGCUCGACAAGGUGCGCGAAUACACGUCCAAGGUCGAGGACCUCAUCGACCAGUACACGCAGCCCAUCAAACCGCAUCUGCCCGCUCUCGGUCGAUUCCUCAUCGUCGUCACCUUCCUCGAAGAUGCACUGCGCAUCAUGACUCAAUGGUCCGACCAAAAGUACUACCUGCAACGUCACCGUGGCAUCCCUUGGGGCAUCAGCCACAUUUUCCUUCUCUCCAACGUGAUCGUCAUGUGCGCUGCCUCUGCGGCCGUGAUCAUGCGCAAGUACCCCGAGAUCUCGGUCGGCGCCUUGUUUGGUGUCGUGGUGGUGCAAGGAUUCGGAUACGGUCUCAUCUUUGAUCUCAACUUUUUCCUCCGCAACCUCUCGGUGGUCGGUGGCCUGCUCAUGGUGCUCUCGGACAGCUUCGCGGCCAAGAAGAACAUUUUCGCCGGACUUCCAAGCCUCAGCGAGACGGACCGCAAGAUCUACUUCCAGCUGGCGGGACGUGUGCUGCUCAUCUUCCUCUUUAUCGGAUUCAUCAUUCAGGGCGAAUGGUCGCUGGCACGUGUGCUCGUCUCGGUGCUCGGCUUGGGUGCCUGCAUCAUGGUGGUCGUCGGCUUCAAGGCACGAUGGAGCGCCAGCUUCCUCGUGCUGAUCCUCAGCGUGUUCAACCUGUUUGUCAACAACUUUUGGACGGUGCACUCGGCCCACCCUUCGCGCGACUUUUUGCGCUACGACUUUUUCCAGACGCUCUCGAUCGUGGGUGGUCUGCUGCUGCUCGUCAACAUGGGACCUGGUGGUCUCUCGGUCGACGAGCGAAAGAAGGUCACCUAA
Molecule: messenger RNA, 993 nt
Organism: Pseudozyma hubeiensis SY62
Lineage: Eukaryota; Fungi; Basidiomycota; Ustilaginomycetes; Ustilaginales; Ustilaginaceae
Exons: 2
Coding region: 1-993 (330 amino acids)
Biological process (GO): Golgi organization
Cellular component (GO): endoplasmic reticulum; endoplasmic reticulum-Golgi intermediate compartment; membrane
Source: RefSeq, a predicted model, not a curated record